Messenger RNA from Eurypyga helias (sunbittern), 1029 nucleotides. It is a transcript of the gene NOX4, whose product is annotated as NADPH oxidase 4. The annotation marks the transcript as partial. Gene Ontology annotation, biological process: superoxide anion generation; defense response. Gene Ontology annotation, molecular function: superoxide-generating NAD(P)H oxidase activity. The record is from RefSeq and is a predicted model, not a curated record. The transcript is spliced from 10 exons. Gene Ontology annotation, cellular component: NADPH oxidase complex; plasma membrane. Lineage: Eukaryota; Metazoa; Chordata; Aves; Eurypygiformes; Eurypygidae.
UGGCUCUCCCUCAAUGCGUGGCUCUUCUGGAAAACCUUCCUGCUCUAUUAUCAAGGGCUGCAGUAUUAUUAUCUGCAUCAGAUGUUAGGGCUAGGAUUGUGUGUUAGCAGAGCUUCAGCAUCUGUCCUCAAUCUCAACUGCUGCCUGGUCCUCCUACCGAUGUGCCGUGUUGUCUUGGCCUUCCUGCGAGGAUCUCAGAGAUUGCUUGAAUUCUUCUCUUUAACCAGAAGGCUGCUAGAUAAAAGCAAAACUUUCCAUGUGACAUGUGGAGUUACAAUAUGCAUCUUCUCAGUCUUACAUGUUGCUGCUCAUCUGGUGAACGCUCUUAACUUCUCAGAGAACUACAACGAAGACUUUCUGGCACUAAAUGCAGCAAAUUAUCGUGGUGAGGACCCAAGGAAACUGCUUUUUGCUACCGUUCCAGGUCUGACUGGAGUCAUUAUGGUGUUAGUAUUAUUCCUAAUGUGUACAGCUUCAACGUAUGCCAUCAGGGUUUCAAACUAUGACAUCUUCUGGUAUACACACAACCUUUUCUUUGUCUUCUAUAUGCUGCUGAUACUGCAUGUUUCUGGGGGAGUGCUCAAGUACCAGACCAACUUAGAGGAACACCCUCCUGGUUGCUUUAAUCCUAACAAAACACUCCAAGAGAAUAUGACGGUGCCAAAGGCUUUUGAAGAGUCGUUUCCUGACUAUACUACUGAGCGUUUCCCAGAAGACUUAUCAGUACCAGAACCCUUUGUACAAAAUAACUUUAUGAGAAUUUGUUCUGAGGAACCCAAGUUCCAGUCACACUUCCCAGAGACCUGGUUUUGGAUUUCUGGACCUCUGUGCUUGUACUGUGUGGAAAGGCUGUACCGCUACAUCCGCAGCAAUAAGGCGGUCACAAUAACUUCAGUGAUAAGCCAUCCCUCCAAUGUCCUUGAAGUAAGGAUGAUGAAAGACAACUUUAAAGCAAGGCCGGGUCAGUAUGUUAUUCUGCACUGUCCCAGAGUGUCCGCACUGGAAAGCCAUCCAUUCACCCUUACCAUG